AUGACUACAUUGACAGACCAGGUCACGUUUUAUGCUUGGAGAUACUCUGUGGGCGAUGUUCAUGAUCCGCCUCUGAAUCUGGCUUGGCCAGAUGAUAUGCUUUUCACAGCGAUUAGUCUUGGCAUCGCAGCUCUCUGCAACCCCAUUCGAGUCAUUCGUCAACUAUGGCCAUACAUCUCAGUUCUCGCCGCCUUUGCUAGCUUUGUGGCAUGGAAUGGCGGCGUUGUCCUGGGUGACAAGUCGAAUCACGUUGCCACCAUUCACCUGGCCCAGCUACUCUAUAUCUGGCCACUUUUUGCCUUCUUUUCUCUCCCUCUACUCUUGCCGCAUGUAAUUCCUAUUCUCGGCAUUGCACGAGAUGUGCUUCGUUUCUUCUCACGAAGUGGCCAAAGUACGGGGUUAUCACAGCCCUCAAAGACAACUGGGUCUUUUAAAUUUUCGCGUUCUGUCAAGCCGAAGCGACCAGAUGGUUCCAAAGCAAGGGACACUCGAAGCACUGCCUCUCAACUCGCUCCCAACACGCCAAGCCCUGGGUCGCCAUCUCCUGCUCUAAGGACCGCGGAUUUUAUAUUCAACUCCAAAUUCAUUCCUUGGAUAAUUUAUACUCUGCUCACCUUUGUAGUGUCCACAGCAAUUGUUAAAUUCAACACCAUUAUUCAUCCAUUCACACUCGCCGACAACCGACACUACAUGUUCUACAUCUUUAGAUACACUAUCCGCCGUGGCAGCCUAAUCAGAUUCAUGCUCAUCAUUCCAUAUACUAUCAGCAGAUGGAUGGUAUGGGGCACAUUGGCAGGUUGUGCGAACUGGAUCUCAUCGAGCAGCCGUGAGCUGUGCUCUGCUCGAUACAACGUCAACGAGCCUGCUCCCUACACAAGCUAUCCUCUCUGGAUCGCAUGGGGAACCAAGAAGACACAAACAGACGUGGAAUAUCCCCAGGAUAUGAGUCAGAUGCCGAGUUUCUCGGCAUCAACAGACGGUGAACUUCAAAGUACCGUGGAGGAUGACCCGCUCCUGGUCUCGGCUGAGCCAACUUCAACUUCUACAGGCCUCAUAUUCCUGUUGGCAACCACACUCUCCCUAAUGACAGCACCACUUGUUGAGCCUCGCUACUUCAUUCUUCCUUGGGUGAUGUGGCGCCUGUUAGUACCAGCUUGGAGGGUCCAUGAUCACGCACAUGUAAACUCCCUGUUUGAGGGAGUGGCUCCACGGUCAAUUGUUGGCAAAACCAAGGAGGUAUUUAAACGGAAUGACGUGCGGCUUGUCCUCGAGACACUGUGGUUUGUGGCCAUAAACGUGGCUACAGGGUACGUAUUCCUCAUGAAGCCGUAUGUAUGGAAAGAUGACCAAGGGCGGAUUCUCGAAGAUGGCCGACUACAGCGGUUCAUGUGGUAG
Molecule: messenger RNA, 1395 nt
Organism: Metarhizium acridum CQMa 102
Lineage: Eukaryota; Fungi; Ascomycota; Sordariomycetes; Hypocreales; Clavicipitaceae
Gene: ALG10
Product: glucosyltransferase
Biological process (GO): dolichol-linked oligosaccharide biosynthetic process; protein N-linked glycosylation
Cellular component (GO): endoplasmic reticulum
Molecular function (GO): dolichyl pyrophosphate Glc2Man9GlcNAc2 alpha-1,2-glucosyltransferase activity
Source: RefSeq, a predicted model, not a curated record